Molecule: messenger RNA, 1856 nt
Organism: Condylura cristata (star-nosed mole)
Lineage: Eukaryota; Metazoa; Chordata; Mammalia; Eulipotyphla; Talpidae
Gene: BSCL2
Product: Berardinelli-Seip congenital lipodystrophy 2 (seipin)
Exons: 11
Coding region: 311-1765 (484 amino acids)
Biological process (GO): lipid storage; lipid droplet organization
Cellular component (GO): endoplasmic reticulum membrane
Source: RefSeq, a predicted model, not a curated record
GAUGGGGUGGUCUGGACCUGUGACAGCCCCUGCAGUGAAGACUGUACUGGCUGCGGGGGGACCCUGCUCAUUUGAAAAUCUGACAUCAGCUGGGCAGUCGCCCCCCUCCUCCCCUCCACCCUCCACACUGACACAGCAUUUAGCACCUGAUUCUUCGUUUCUCUCCCAGGGACCCUCCAUUCCUCAGACCCAGGAAAAUGUGACGAGCUACAGGUCUCCGCUUCUAGAUCACCACUUCAUGUUCUAGCCACAAGUGACUCGAGUGGACGAUCCAGGAACGGUGAGGUACGUCAGGGAUCUGUCUAAAGAAAUGGCAGACCAAAGAGAAGGAGAAGCUGGAGCGAAAGAGUCACCCGGAGACCAGAUCAAAGGAUCGGACAAAGAGGAGGAACCCCCAGCUGCUGCAGCCCAUGGCCAGGGGUGGCGUCCAGGUGGCAGAGCUGCUAGGAACGUGAGACCUGAGCCUGGGGCCAGAGCCCCUGGACAGCCUGCCAUGGUUGGUGACCCACCAGUGCCUGCCUUGCUGUGGGCGCAGGAGGUAGGCCAUGUCCUGGCAGGCCGUGCCCGCAAGCUGCUGCUGCAGUUUGGGGUGCUCUUCUGUACCAUCCUCCUCCUGCUCUGGGUGUCUGUUUUCCUCUACGGCUCCUUCUACUAUUCCUACAUGCCGACAAUCAGCCACCUCAGUCCCGUGAAUUUCUACUACAGGACCGACUGUGACUCCUCUGCCUCUUUACUCUGCUCCUUUCCUGUUGCCAAUGUCUCGCUGGCUAAGACCGGACGUGAUCGGGUGCUGAUGUAUGGACAGCCGUACCGCGUCACCUUAGAGCUUGAGCUGCCAGAGUCGCCCGUGAAUCAAGAUCUGGGCAUGUUCUUGGUCACCAUCUCUUGCUACACCCGAGGUGGUCGAAUCAUCUCUACUGCUUCGCGUUCCGUGAUGCUGCAUUAUCGUUCAAGCCUGCUCCAGAUGCUGGACACGCUGGUCUUCUCUAGCCUCCUCCUGUUUGGCUUUGCGGAGCAGAAGCAGCUCCUGGAGGUGGAGCUGUACCCAGAGUACAGAGAGAACUCGUACGUGCCGACAACAGGAGCGAUUAUUGAGAUCCACAGCAAGCGCAUCCAGAUGUAUGCAGCCUACCUGCGCAUCCACGCCCACUUCACUGGGCUCAGGUACCUGCUGUACAACUUCCCAAUGACCUGCGCCUUCGUGGGUGUUGCCAGCAACUUCACCUUCCUCAGCGUCAUUGUGCUCUUCAGCUACAUGCAGUGGGUGUGGGGCGGCAUCUGGCCUCGCCACCGCUUCUCCUUGCAGGUAAAUAUCCGGAGAAGAGACAGAAGGGAAGGUCAGCGAAGGAUCCCUGCCCCUCCACCAGACAUAGGACCCCAAGGCCAGGAAGAGCCAAACCAGCUGCCUGACAUUGCGGAGGACGGUGAGAACCCUGAUGACCCCUCCGGGGCAGAGGGGCAGCUGUCUGAGGAGGAGAAACCCGAUCAACAGCCCCCCGUGAAUGGUGAGGACGAGCCCCUGAAUGCCGAGCCCCUGAAUGGCGAGGACGAGCUUGAGCCAGAGGCCAGUGACGGCUCGGGCUCCUGGGAGGAUGCCGCUCUGCUGACAGAGGCCAACUUGUCUGCUGCCGCAGCUGCCGCCGCCCCUGCCCCUGCCCCCGGCCCUGCCCCAGCAGCUGCCCCUGCCCUGGCCCCGGAGACGCUGGGCAGCUCCGAGCCUGCGGGGGGCCAUCUCCGCCAGCGCUCCACCUGCUCCAGUUCCUAAAGAGAACGGGCAGAGCCCCCACAUUCCAGCCCUUUCCCACCUGCUCCCUCUCCAUCCCCUUCUCCCCAAUAAACUAUUUUCGUGCCAGCUG